This is a messenger RNA of Colias croceus (clouded yellow), 2112 nucleotides long. Its product is annotated as choline-phosphate cytidylyltransferase B-like. The coding region runs from base 306 to 1457 and encodes 383 amino acids. The record is from RefSeq and is a predicted model, not a curated record. The transcript has 8 exons. Gene Ontology annotation, biological process: CDP-choline pathway. NCBI's taxonomy places the organism in Eukaryota, Metazoa, Arthropoda, Insecta, Lepidoptera, Pieridae. Gene Ontology annotation, molecular function: phosphatidylcholine binding; choline-phosphate cytidylyltransferase activity.
UAUGACUGACGUAAGAAGUUCGUGUUUUGUUCAAAUUUAUUCUUAAUUAUAAAAUUAAAUAUUUUAUUUUCCUUUUGCUAAAUGAUAAAUUUUCCAUAUUUGAUAUUAGAAUUUUCGUGAUUUUUUCAUGACUCAUGGAGAGGUUGUAAUUUAAUAUCUCGCAGAUUAACAUCUAUUUAAAAAUUAAAUAGAAAUUGUACCUACACGCGACUUCGAUAUAAUUGCUGUUAUUCGUGGUAUUACAAAAUUGGAGGAAAUAAGAGCUUAGAAUUACUGGAACAUUUAACCCGACUUGCCAUGAGAUAAUGUCACGUAAAAGAUACAGAAUGGGAGACGAAAAAGAAAUGUGUUCUAAAUUGGAAGAAACGAACGAGGGACAAAACGGAAGUGAUACAAGUUUUUCUAGCAGUAGUAGUCAAGUGUUUGCUGAAGUUGGACAGUCAAUACGAACAGCAGCACCCUUCAGCACGGACCCCGCAGCGGUCGCGGAGCGGGAGCGAUGUCACUACGGGCGCAUCCCGCGGGCGGUGGCUCUGGCGGGCACGGCCCCGCGCAAGGUGCGCGUGUACUCCGACGGCAUAUACGACAUGUUCCAUCAGGGUCACGCGAGGCAGUUGCAGCAGGCCAAGACGGUCUUCCCAAAUGUAUACCUCAUUGUUGGAGUAUGUAGCGACAAGUUAACACACAGCCGAAAGGGGCGUACUGUGAUGACAGAAGAUGAGCGGUAUGAGGCAGUCAGACAUUGCAGAUACGUCGACGAGGUAGUCCGCGACGCGCCGUGGGAGUACGACGAGGCGUUCCUCGAGAAGCACAAGAUCGACUUCCUCGCGCACGACGACAUCCCAUACACGACGGAGGACUGCGAGGACACGUACGCCAUGAUCAAGGCGAAGGACAUGUUUGUGGCCACUGAACGGACGGAAGGUGUAUCAACGUCAGACAUAGUAGCGCGAAUAGUGCGUGACUAUGACAUAUACGUGCGGCGGAAUCUCGCGCGCGGCUACUCGGCCAAAGAGCUCAAUGUGUCUUUCCUUAACGAGAAGAAAUUCCGCCUGCAGAACAAGAUGGACGAGCUCAAGGAUAAGGGGAAGAAGGUGGGACUUUCGGUGAUGACGAACAUCGGCGAGAAGCGCGUGGACAUCCUGACGAAGUGGGAGGAGAAGUCGCGCGAGCUGAUCGACGCGUUCCUGCUGCUGUUCGGGCCGGACGGGCGGCUGUCCAACAUGUGGAACGAGUCCAAGGGCCGCCUCAUGCAGGCGCUCAGCCAGCCGCCCUCGCCGCGCUCCUCGCCGCCGCCCAGCGAGAACGGCGACGACGACACGGAGCUCCGACGCUCAGUAUCCCCGCCGCCGCCCAAGUCGCGUCGCUGCGAGACGUGGGAGCCGCACGCAGGUAACUGGAUGCAUCGAGCUCUGAGCGCAUUGGCGACGCGGAAGAGACCACACAGCGCCAGCUGACGGACGACGGCUCCGACGACAGCGACGACGACUUCCAAGAUCCGAGCCCGUAUCUCACCUAGGAGUUCGCCCCUCUGUCCAUCAGUGAGCAAGACUGGCCUUGAUCUACCCGAAGAAUUAUAAAAACUCGUUUGUUAUAAUACAUAACAAAUUAUGUAAAUUUAUUUUACACUCUUUAAUAUAUUAUAGUUCUUACUCUUCUACGAGAAUUAACAGUUUCUUAGUUUGUAUCAGAUGUGGUGAUAGCAUAUCAUCAGAAUAGUUUACAUUUGUAAAUUGAUAGAAGUUCAAUGGGGUGUACUCAUGGUCAUUGCUACAUGAACUUAAUAUCGAUAGUGGAAUUGUAACAAAGUAUUUUUAUACAGCGUACGUCCAUGGACAUCGAAAAGAUUGAAGCGAUGGAUAGUCGCGAGCAUUUCUCUGGAGCUAAUGUUAAGUUAUUUAUGUCAUGGCUUUUGUAUGUCUGCUGUUGGUACAGAUGAGUGAAUGUAUUUAAUCCUAUUAGUUUUAUUAUUAUUUAUGUUAAUGUAAAUUUUCUCAUUAGAACAUUGGAGCCUUAUGUAGCACCAACAAUGUCUAGGUGCAAAGAGUAUAGAUUAUUAUUGUAAAAUACUCUUAUGACAGUUGAAUAAAGAGGUGCUUAUUAUUAAAAGUU